Morus notabilis is the source of this 556-nucleotide messenger RNA. RefSeq names its product transcription factor HY5-like. Lineage: Eukaryota; Viridiplantae; Streptophyta; Magnoliopsida; Rosales; Moraceae. Gene Ontology annotation, molecular function: DNA-binding transcription factor activity, RNA polymerase II-specific. The record is from RefSeq and is a predicted model, not a curated record. Gene Ontology annotation, cellular component: nucleus. Bases 70 to 525 code for a protein of 151 amino acids. The transcript has 4 exons. Gene Ontology annotation, biological process: red or far-red light signaling pathway; positive regulation of transcription by RNA polymerase II; response to far red light.
ACUCUCUUUCUCCUUGAUAUAUCAUAAUUCUAUAUUCACAACUACAUGCACAUUGCACAUUGGUAAUUAAUGUCUACUAAUGCUAGUAGUACUUAUGCUACUUUGUCCCACAAUAAGUCCAAAGAAGAGAGCGAUGAAGACUUGUUUACAGUUCCAGACAUGGAGUUGGAAGCUCUUCAACCUCCCUCCAACUCCAACAAUACGCCGCCGCCGCCGCCGCCGCAAAAGAUGGGAUAUCCCGAAAAACGGCGCAGAGGGCGUAACCCCGUUGACAAGGAACAUAAAAGACUCAAGAGAUUGCUCAGGAAUAGGGUCUCGGCCCAAGAAGCCCGAGAAAGAAAAAAGGUUUACGCGGGCGAUCUAGAAUUAAGAGCUAAACAACUGCAAGAAAUCAACUCAAAACUCGAAGAAAACAUCUCCACUUUGAACAACGAAAACUCCAUGCUUCGUAAGCUUCUCAUGAACACUAGGCCUAAAGUUGGUCAGAGCAUUGAGCCAAAGAACGAUGUCCUAAGCGAGCACUAACUGAUCUAUGUGCGAUGUUUUUUUUUUUUUU